AUGCAACGGGAGCUUUUUCGAGCCCUAAUUUUUCAGUUGAUUGUACCACUAAUCUGCGUCUUUUCCCCGAUGGGCUUUUUCUUCCUCGCCGCGGUGACCGGGUUCGAGGACUGGAACUCGGAUAUCGUCUCGGUGAUGCUGAUGUUUGACCCGAUUCUCGAGCCGCUGGUCUUGAUGAGCUGCCUGAGAUGUUAUAGGGCACCGAUGCUGCGCUGGUUCCAUUGCGAGCGGAAGCAGGUCUAUGACACGGCUGCUUCGGGCCGACUGGAUGCCACGGCUGACCCUGUGCCGUACGUUGUUUCUCGGAAUCGGCUACUACAUUUUGAAUUGUGGGACCUGGACGGCAAACUCGUAUAUCACCUUAUAUCCGGAUCCGGAAAUUCUGGCAGCAAACAA
Molecule: messenger RNA, 396 nt
Organism: Mesorhabditis spiculigera
Lineage: Eukaryota; Metazoa; Nematoda; Chromadorea; Rhabditida; Rhabditidae
Source: the annotation of a GenBank genome assembly